GAUCCAUAAAAAUCUUGGUUAAACCUCUCUUCUUAGCUCAAAACUCUCAUUCCUUCUUCAGUCGCCUCUUUCUUUCCGCCACCACUAUUGCUUCAUCACACAAGUUAGGAAGAAGAUAAGGCGCCUUCGCAAUAUAUUGCCAUGUCUGUAGAAACUGAUAUGAUAACCACAAGGAAAGUUCCAACGAGGCGGAAGGCCCGUGUUAACAAAAAUGAUAAGGGGAAAAAGGGAGGAGGGAAAGUGUUUCGGGGUAGUGCUGAUAAGAAAGUUAGGGUAGACAAGCAAAUGCAAAAACUAUUUCGUAAAAGGGCGAGACAGUACAACUCAGAUGAGGAGGAGGAGGAGGAGGAGGAGAAAGAGUACGAGAAGCCUGCACAUAAGCGAAAAGCUUCGCCUAUGGAUAGAAGACCUGUUAACAAUGAAGUGGCAGCUUCAGAUGGGAAUUCUAGUGGAGAUGAAGGUGAAAAUGGUUCAGAUGCUGAUGAUGAGGUGAAAGGGGAUUCUGAUGACGAAGGCGAAAAUAUAGAGCCGGGAAUUACAAUGUUCACUGAUGGUUGUAAAGCUUUUAAGAUGGCUUUCAGCACAAUCAUUGGGAAGAAAGUUUCAGACCCUGAAUUGGGCCCUGUUUUGUCAGGGCACAAGGAGCUUGUUGCUAUGAAACUUGCUGAAGAGCUAAGCGAAAGAAAGGCCAAAGGGGAGGCCAAGAAGGACAAACAUAUGGAGCGGGAGAAGGGCCAUGCGAAGCUCGCUGCAUAUUUAGACUCACACGACAAGUUUCUUACAAGUGUUGCUACUAAAGGAGUGAUCAAGUUAUUUACUGCGGUCAGCAAAGCGCAAAAUGCUCAGAAAGGACUAAAUCCAUCAAGGGCUAAAGACGCCAAAGCAAUUGCUAAGCGUAGGAGACAGACAUUCUUAUCAGAAAUACGCAGGAGAAGUUCACAACCAGCUGAAACUUCGUCCAAGGUGGCUGACAAUGAACCUGGAUGGGCUCCAUUACGUGAUAGUUACAUGCUAUCAAAUUCAAAGUUGAAGAACUGGGAUAAAAUGGAGGAUUCAAGUAUGGCACGUGAUACCGGGAAUAUGACUCAAGAGAGUUCUGAUGAUGAAGAUUGAUUUCCAUACGCCAGACCCUAUUUGGUACAUGUAAUAUUUUUAGCUCAGAAAUUCCUUGAGAAUUGGGAAUCUUCAUGUUGUAGGGCCUUCUUGCCCAAGGCAUGCUAAAUUUUUUCCUGUCUGAAUCUUUCUGUUUCAGGUAUUUAUAUCAUAGUUUUAAUCAAUUUUUAGAUGUUUCAGUAAUGAGUUAUAGAUAAAAAGAUUAUAUCAUAGUUUUAAUCAAAUA
This is a messenger RNA of Papaver somniferum (opium poppy), 1339 nucleotides long. Its product is annotated as RRP15-like protein. Bases 142 to 1113 code for a protein of 323 amino acids. Gene Ontology annotation, biological process: maturation of LSU-rRNA; maturation of 5.8S rRNA. Gene Ontology annotation, cellular component: preribosome, large subunit precursor. Lineage: Eukaryota; Viridiplantae; Streptophyta; Magnoliopsida; Ranunculales; Papaveraceae. The transcript has 9 exons. The record is from RefSeq and is a predicted model, not a curated record.